This is a messenger RNA of Plutella xylostella (diamondback moth), 1294 nucleotides long. Its product is annotated as lipase 3. Gene Ontology annotation, biological process: lipid metabolic process. Gene Ontology annotation, molecular function: hydrolase activity, acting on ester bonds. The record is from RefSeq and is a predicted model, not a curated record. Lineage: Eukaryota; Metazoa; Arthropoda; Insecta; Lepidoptera; Plutellidae.
CACCUGUUACGGCAUUUGUCGACAUGCCGUCAGUACUUACCGGUGUAAAAGUCGCUCUAUUUCUUGUGCCAGUGUUGUUCCGAUACUCUACAAGCCUUCUGCCUCUUCCACAUGUAAUAAACCCAAUAUUGGAACUUCCAAAUGAGUAUCAGUCGAAUUUUGUCGAUAUAACCCAAAAAUAUGGUUACUAUGCUGAAGAGCAUACAGUCACGACUGAAGACGGGUACUUGCUGACACUACAUAGAUUGCGGAACACCACGUGUCAGUGGCUCAGCAGGCCGGCGCUGCUCAUGCAUGGAUUACUGCUGAGUUCAGACACCUGGCUGGAUUCCGGGCCCAGAGACGGCUUACCUUACCUCUUAGCCGACACCUGCUACGAUCUCUGGCUGGGAAACUUUCGAGGGAACUAUCUCGGCAGACAACAUGUGCGACUGAAUCCAGACACAGACGUAGAGUUUUGGGACUUUUCAUACGACGAUAUGGGACUGUACGAUCUGCCGGCGAUCAUUGACUACGUUUUGAAAGAAACGGGAGACCAGAAACUGAACUACAUCGGCUACUCGCAGGGUGGAGGGACCUUCGCCAUCAUGUGUUCGGAAAGACCAGAGUACAGACUCAAGGUGAGCUCAUUCGUUGGUCUGGCUCCAGCUAUCACGAUGAAGUACACACGGUCACUCGUCUACAGAUACUUCGCCGGGACGCUGGCGAGAUUUUGGAAAGAAACAAAGACGUUAGGGAUCUAUGAAGUACUGUACAAAGGCUCGUUGAUACAAAGAGGCACAGAAGCGAUAUGUGGUGCGCCAGGAAAGAUACACAAAUUAUGUUUAGGUGCUUUGUCAUUUAUCGAUGACUAUGAUCCUGGGUCGAUUGAACCGGAUACAGUGAGGAGUAUGUACACCCACCUCCCUGCAGGCACAUCGGUGAAGAACUUCGUGAAGUAUUCGCAGGCCAUGGAGCAAGGAACAUUCCAGAAGUUUGAUUACGGGAAAUCGAGGAAUUUAAUUGUGUAUGGGAACGAAACGGCACCUUUCUACGAUCUGAGCUACUUGGAUAUGCCGUCGCUUCUCGUGACGGGGAAAAGUGAUAACAUAGUUGAUAUUCGUGAUGUGACGUUGGUGCAUAAACAGUUGAAAAAAUCUCAUUUGUUCGUGGUUAAAAAUGAAAAGUGGAAUCAUUUUGACGUGCCAUACAGUAGUUUUACUCCAGAGCUGGUGUUUCCAGCUGUACAUAGACAUCUGCAAAGACACGGCACUCAGUGAAAUUACCUAGUGAAAUAAAGUUUUAUAUUUAUUAA